Anopheles merus is the source of this 848-nucleotide messenger RNA. Its product is annotated as endocuticle structural glycoprotein SgAbd-4-like. Gene Ontology annotation, cellular component: chitin-based extracellular matrix. Gene Ontology annotation, molecular function: structural constituent of chitin-based larval cuticle. The record is from RefSeq and is a predicted model, not a curated record. Bases 1 to 546 code for a protein of 181 amino acids. The transcript is spliced from 2 exons. Lineage: Eukaryota; Metazoa; Arthropoda; Insecta; Diptera; Culicidae.
AUGAUAACAGUAACCGUUUGCAGCAGCAGCAACCAACAGGUAGUCCAACCAACCCAACCAUCCCGCAAGGAGCCAACGCGACAAGCCUUGAAGAUGUACAAACAAUCGCUCAUCCUGCUCUCCUGUGCCCUGGCACUGACGCUGGCCGCACCGCCCGCACCGCUCACCAAACGCUCGCCGCAGGGUGGCCCGGACGCGGAAGCGACCGUCGUGGCGCAGGACCAGAUCAUCAACGAGGGCGGCUCGUACGCGUACAACUACGAGACGAGCAACGGCAUCAAGGCGCGCCAGACGAGCGACAACGGCGUGUCGGCGAACGGCGAGUACUCGUUCCUCGCCCCCGACGGUACCUCCUACUCGGUCGUGUACGUCGCGGACGAGAACGGAUUCCAGCCGCAGGGCGCCCACCUGCCGACCGAGCCGCCAGCGCCCGAGCACGUGAUCAAGCUACUGGAGGAUCUGCGCGCCAACCCGCCGUCCGAUCCGGAGUUCGAUCUGGCCUCGCUCGAUGCCACCCUUGCCCGGCUUCGCGCCACCCAGGGCUAGAAGAACCGAGUGAACCGAGAGAACAGAUGAUGAUGAUGAUGCAGCAAGCAGUUUGUACAUAGCUUCAACCGACCGCGUUGGACUCGCCUCACCUAAUUCCCCGUCUCCCACCACAACACACCUCUCCUCGCCCCCAUUGCCUCACCUUGUGCAGGACACGCAGCCGUACUACGAUGCGUCCUUGCGGGGCUGCUCCUCCAUCGUCCGAGGCACCUUCCCGGUCGAUUAGUUAGUUUCAAUUUAGUUUCAAUUGUCCCUAGCACCGAAUAAUAAAAAAAAGAAUGAAUUGCAAUUACCAAUGU